This is a messenger RNA of Alexandromys fortis (reed vole), 1350 nucleotides long. It is a transcript of the gene Aip, whose product is annotated as aryl hydrocarbon receptor interacting protein. Lineage: Eukaryota; Metazoa; Chordata; Mammalia; Rodentia; Cricetidae. Bases 252 to 1244 code for a protein of 330 amino acids. Gene Ontology annotation, molecular function: protein binding; peptidyl-prolyl cis-trans isomerase activity. The record is from RefSeq and is a predicted model, not a curated record. The transcript is spliced from 7 exons.
ACUCAGCUUGACCUCAUGCACACAUCGCUGCUAUCUCCUGUGCAGGGUGGGAGGAUUCCUCUUCCAGCAGGAGGAUGUCCAGGCCAUGGGAAUUUACCCUGGCAACUUCACAGAGCUUGCAGAUGCUCUCCUGAGCUGUGCCAAAAUGGCGCUUGCUCAGAAGCUGCCGAAGCUAUAGGAGUUGCCGAAGCAGGUCCGGAAGCUACCGAACGAGUCCGGAAGUUGCCGAAAGAGAGCAGCGGGGAAAGAGGAUGGCGGAUCUCAUCGCAAGACUUCGAGAGGACGGGAUCCAAAAGCGUGUGAUACAGGAGGGCCAAGGAGAGUUGCCUGACUUUCAGGAUGGCACUAAGGCCACAUUCCACUUUCGGACCCUGCACAGUGAUGACGAAGGUGCCAUACUAGAUGACAGCCGAACACGUGGCAAGCCCAUGGAGCUCAUCAUUGGCAAGAAGUUCAAGUUGCCCGUGUGGGAGACCAUUGUGUGCACCAUGCGUGAAGGGGAGAUUGCCCAGUUCCUCUGCGAUGUCAAGCACGUAGUCCUCUACCCACUGGUGGCCAAGAGCCUGCGCAACAUCGCUGAGGGCAAAGACCCCCUGGAGGGCCAGCGGCACUGCUGUGGAAUCGCUCAGAUGCACGAGCAUAACUCCCUGGGUCAUGCGGACCUGGACGCCCUGCAGCAGAACCCUCAGCCCCUCAUCUUCCACAUUGAGAUGCUGAAGGUGGAGAGCCCUGGCACAUAUCAGCAGGACCCAUGGGCAAUGACAGAUGAGGAGAAAGCUAAGGCAGUGCCACUCAUCCACCAAGAGGGUAACCGGCUAUACCGUGAGGGGCAGGUGAAAGAAGCCGCUGCCAAGUACUACGAUGCCAUUGCCUGUCUCAAGAACCUGCAGAUGAAGGAGCAGCCUGGGUCACCUGACUGGAUCCAGCUGGACCUACAGAUCACACCACUGCUACUCAACUACUGCCAGUGCAAGCUGGUGGCCCAGGAGUAUUACGAAGUGCUGGACCACUGCUCCUCCAUCCUCAACAAGUACGACGACAAUGUCAAAGCUUACUUCAAGCGGGGUAAGGCCCAUGCUGCUGUGUGGAAUGCCCAGGAAGCCCAAGCUGACUUUGCCAAAGUGUUGGAGCUAGACCCUGCCCUGGCACCCGUGGUAAGCAGAGAACUGCGGGCCCUGGAGACACGCAUCCGGCAGAAGGACGAGGAAGACAAAGCUCGCUUCAGAGGCAUCUUCUCCCACUGACAGGGCAGUCCAUCCUGCCCUGCCCAGCCCAUUGCUGCCACCACCUGUCCACCCCCACUGCCACCUCCCGCUUCUGUGUAUAUAAAGGCCUUAUUUAUCUCUCUGG